Messenger RNA from Solanum tuberosum (potato), 792 nucleotides. Its product is annotated as glycine-rich cell wall structural protein 1.0-like. NCBI's taxonomy places the organism in Eukaryota, Viridiplantae, Streptophyta, Magnoliopsida, Solanales, Solanaceae. The transcript has 3 exons. The record is from RefSeq and is a predicted model, not a curated record. Bases 1 to 792 code for a protein of 263 amino acids.
AUGUGGCCACCGGCUGUUUCUGGCCAGCGGAGACCGCGUCCUAGUACUGGUGGAGGUGGUGGUAGUGAUGGUAGAGUUGGUACUGGUGAAGGUGGUGGUGGUGAUGACAAUGAUGAUGGUGGUGGUGGUGGUGAUACUAGUGCUAGUGGUGGUGGUGAUGAUGAUGGUGGUGGUGGUGGUGGUGAUGGAGGUGGUGAUGAUGAUGGUGGACCCAGUACUGGUGAAGGUGGUGGUGGUCCUGGGGGUACAUCACGCUUCCAACGACGUCCUACAUUAUGCUCUGGUGUUGGCGGUGCUGGUACGACUCCACCCUUAUCCCGAUCUAAACUUUUUAAUGCUUCUGCUGAAAGACUACAACACUUGUGGUUCACCAUCACUAAUUCAUGGAUGAGUAUGGAAAUUAGUAGACAUGAAAUUUUUGGCAGAGAGUGUGGUGCUCAUGGAUACCUUAUUAUCGGUUAUGGUGAUUGUGAUGAUGAUGAAAAUGGUGGUGCAAGCUCUAGUGGUGGUGGAGAUAGUACUGGUGAUAAUGGUGGAGGUGGUGAUACUAGCGUUAGUGCUGAUGGAGGUGGUGGUGAUGAUGAUAGUGGAGAAGAUGCUGGUGAAGGUGGUGAUAAUGAUGGUGGAGGUGACAAUACUAGCGCUAGUGUUGGUGGAGGUGGUGGUGGUGGCUCUAGUGGUACAUUACGCCGCCUCCAACCACUUCCUAUAUUAUGCUUUGGUGGUGGUGGUGGUGCUGCACGUCCACCAAUAUUCCGGUCUAAACCAUCUACCUCUCCGGCAACAUUGUAG